Molecule: messenger RNA, 2455 nt
Organism: Cyprinodon tularosa
Lineage: Eukaryota; Metazoa; Chordata; Actinopteri; Cyprinodontiformes; Cyprinodontidae
Gene: snap25a
Product: synaptosome associated protein 25a
Exons: 8
Coding region: 245-859 (204 amino acids)
Biological process (GO): synaptic vesicle fusion to presynaptic active zone membrane; synaptic vesicle priming; exocytosis
Cellular component (GO): synaptobrevin 2-SNAP-25-syntaxin-1a-complexin I complex; plasma membrane
Molecular function (GO): SNAP receptor activity; voltage-gated potassium channel activity; syntaxin-1 binding
Source: RefSeq, a predicted model, not a curated record
CCCUCCACCAUUGAAGAAGAAGUGAGGAGGAAGCAGAAGGACGCGCAGUGCCUUUGCAGCAUCCCAGUCACAUUCAGAGAGAGAGAGAGAGAGAGAGGCUGUAACCGCUCAGCUGCUGGUAGAGACAGACGCUUCCUCCAGUACUGACUGCAGGGCACUGACAGCAGGCGCAGCCCACCCCUGAUUCCCACUAGGAUCUUCUCUUCCCUUUUGGAGACCCUCUCCACCCCCACAUCCAGCAGCCAUGGCAGAUGACGCGGACAUGCGCAAUGAGUUGUCAGAUAUGCAGCAACGCGCCGACCAGCUGGCUGAUGAGUCACUGGAGAGCACUCGCCGUAUGCUGCAGCUGGUGGAGGAGAGCAAAGAUGCUGGAAUCAGGACUUUGGUUAUGCUGGACGAGCAGGGGGAGCAACUCGAUCGUGUUGAGGAGGGCAUGAACCAUAUCAACCAAGACAUGAAGGAAGCCGAGAAAAAUUUAAAAGAUUUAGGGAAAUGCUGUGGGCUUUUCAUAUGUCCAUGUAACAAAAUGAAGAGUGGAGCCAGCAAGGCUUGGGGGAACAACCAGGAUGGGGUUGUGGCCAGCCAGCCUGCCCGUGUGGUCGACGAACGUGAACAGAUGGCCAUCAGUGGAGGCUUUAUCCGCAGGGUAACAGACGAUGCCCGGGAAAAUGAGAUGGACGAGAACCUGGAGCAGGUGGGAGGCAUUAUCGGCAACCUGAGGCACAUGGCCUUGGACAUGGGCAACGAGAUCGACACACAGAAUCGCCAGAUUGACAGGAUCAUGGAGAAGGCUGAUUCCAACAAGACUAGAAUCGACGAGGCUAACCAGCGCGCCACAAAGAUGCUGGGCAGUGGCUAGACGCCCCGAACCCAGAGCAUGAUCUUCCUGGCGUCCUGCGCCACACAUCAACCGGCGCUGACAUGCUUUCAUCAUGGUAUUGACCUUCUAGGUUUGCACACAUGCACAUAUCACCUCCCCUUCCUCGAUUUAAAUGUCGUUCCGUGUUGUCUGUCGAGCUUUUUCAAGAUGAUUGUCCUCGUAAAAAGAUGAUUUCUUAUACUCCGUAUAUCAUUCUUUCCAAAGGUUGUAUAUAGUGCUGACUUGAUGGCUCUCUAGCUGACUUGUGAAGUUUUUAUUCUCUUUAUCUCUCUAUCUUGCUCUACACACACAAACAUAUAUAUAUAUAUAUAUAUAUAUAUAUAUAUAUAUAUAUAUAUAUAUAUAUAUAUAUAUAUAUGAGAUAUAAUACACUGCUCUGGAUGAUAAGUAUAUAAUAGGAAUGCUAAACAAGCUGUUUGUUUUCUUCUUUUCCUUUCCAGUAUCUCAGUAUUGUCUUUGUAAAGCUAUGUCAUUCCAUUUAGGCUACUGUCAUGCUCCUUAUUUGGUGUUGUCACGACAACAGAGGGGACAAGAGUGAUUAAAAGACAUCUGUAAUGUGAUGAUGAUGAUGGUAACCAUGCAGCAGUACAGCUAAAAGAGAUUGCAAAGAGCACUUACAAUCAAAAAGAAGACAGUUGCUGAUACAUUUUUCCUUAAUUGCAAUCAUACUGAGUUACUGUUUAGACAAUGUGCAACUAGACUCUCUGUAGCUGUAUUAGACAUUGCAUUCCAAGUGAUGUGAAUUGUGCGUUCUCUGCAUGACAAAUGGUAGUUUUUAGUCUCAUUAAUAAAACCUGUCUGAAAAAUAUAUAUAAAAAACAAUAACACGGCAGUAGCAAAUUGACAAGACGCAUGCUCAGUAUUAGGACACAGUUGUUCGUUCCAUACUCCUGCAAGUUUGCAAUAGUGCCACUUUUUCUGUCUCGAUAUAUUUACCGACUGUGACCAUCUUGUUGUACAAUAAAUGCAAAGGGGAUCAAAAAAGGUGAGAUAAAGGUGAAGAAAAUAUGAGGACUUUGGGGUUGUGUUGCAAAAAAAAAUGACCUGUUUUCUAAACAAUUAUGCAGUUCAUUGAUGAAGAUGUUGAUUAUGUGUUGAAAGAGGAGGACUGGCUGUGUACUGUAUCAUAGGUUUUGGAUGCUCUGAAAAAAAAAAAUAAAAGUUUGCAAUGUAAAGCAAAGACACAAUAUUUCUGAGAGACCUUACUUUUAUAAGAAGACUGUAUCUGUAAGUUUAUUCUCCCUGUGUGGUUUGUUAUUGGUAAAAUACAGGUAUUAAUAAAUGACAAUAACUACACCUUAAAACUAAACAAAAAAAUACCAAGUUUUCUUUCCCUUUUUUUUUUUAUUACUUUUGCUUCUGUACUUUAGAGCUAUGCACACCAAAUCGCCAAAAUGUUCCGUAGUUCCAGUAAGGUGAAUAAAAACCCUAAACCUGAAUGACCCAAUAGGAUCAACUGUGAGAUUGAUGUCCUCGAUGCAUGUCAUAGUAAAGACUCCCUCUCUGUAUCCUGUCAGUGUGUGCAGUGGUGGACAUUUUGUAGCUAGCUGAAUUUAUUAAAAGUAAUGAACCCUA